This is a messenger RNA of Vicia faba (fava bean), 909 nucleotides long. NCBI's taxonomy places the organism in Eukaryota, Viridiplantae, Streptophyta, Magnoliopsida, Fabales, Fabaceae. The record is from the annotation of a GenBank genome assembly.
AUGUUGAGCAGAAUUACAUCAAUUUUGUUGAUUGUAAUUUUGGCCUUAGCCUACAAGGCCAUUAAACCUCCACCCCUAAGAAGAUGUGGUUCACCAGGUGGUCCACCCAUAACAGCACCAAGGAUAAAGCUGAGAGAUGGAAGGCAUUUGGCUUACAAAGAAUACGGUGUUUCAAGAGAAUUAGCCAACAAGAAGAUUGUAUUCAUACAUGGAUUUGGAUCUUGCAGACAUGAUACAGUCAUAGCCACAAACCUUCCAUCUGGGUUGCUUGAGGAGUUAGGAGCAUGUAUUGUGUCUUUUGAUAGAGCAGGGUAUGGAGAAAGUGAUGCUGAUCCAAAAAGAAGUGUCAAGAGUUUGGCUCUUGAUGUUGAGGAACUUGCAGAUAAUCUGGAAUUGGGAUCCAAGUUCUAUGUUGUUGCACCCCAAAAUUUUCCCUCUCAUGUUUUCCAAAGAUGCCUCAAAUUCAUUCCUCACAGGCUUGCUGGGGCAACAUUGCUGACUCCAGGGAUAAACUACUGGUGGCAUGGACUUCCUUACAACAUGUCCACAAAGGCCUAUCAUGAGAAACUUUCACGAGACCAAUGGGCACUUCGAGUUGCUCAUUAUGUUCCAUGGCUUACAUACUGGUGGUUUACUCAAAACUGGUUUCCUACUUCAAGUGCCGUACAUUUUGAAACUUGGGAUUUUGAUCCACUUGAUCUUCAUAACCCUUUCCCGGAUAAUACAACCCAAGUUCAUCUAUGGCAAGGUGCUGAUGAUCUCAUUGUCCCUGCUAUGCUGCAACGAUAUAUUGCUCAAAAACUUCCAUGGAUUCAAUACCAUGAAUUACCAGGUGCUGGACACUUGUUCCCAUUUAUCGAAGAAGUGAGUGUAGCUAUCAUCAAAACACAAUUAAUGGAUACAGAAUAG